CUGCUGUGGUUUAAUUCGCAUGAGCUUUCUGGAUUAUGCCUGCUGCUUUUUUUUGUGUUUCAGUUGGUGAGUAUUGAAUCACAACCUACCAAUUUUCUGAGGCGAGGAGCUGAAAAGGUUUGUGUAGAAGAAAAAAAUGCAAAUAAAAAAAUUCGACGUAUGUGGCCCGAUGCCUAAGGAAUUAGAAUUAUUUAAAAUAAAACUCUGACUGUGGCGACAUCCUUCCUUCCUUUUUCUCCACCUCUUUCGUGCUUUCUUCAACCCAGAAUUGACUAAAAUAACUACAAUAUCUGACUAAAAGUCCAACUAGUCCGUCCCUGCGUGAUUGCCAGUUAUAGUGGGGAAAAUUACCGCGUGGCAGCGGAAUACAAGUGAGAGCUAAGCGAAUGCCGCUCCCUCCUCCGAUGCGGAAUUGGUCGCUGUCCGUUGCUCUGGUGGUGCUGAAAUUUGGAUGAUGCCUAGCCAGCGAUUGCAAGGCUGCCGCUCCCUGCACAUAAAUGAAGACAACGGCCGCUUUCUGCUCCUCGCCAUCCUGAUCGUGUUGUACCUGCUGUGCGGCGCUGCAGUGUUCUCCGCCAUCGAGAGACCCUCGGAAGUGAAAGCCCACGCCCGCUGGAACAGGACACUCUUCAACUUCAGCGAGACGUUCAACAUCAGCCUGCAGGACCUGAACUCCUUUCUGAGGGACUACGAAGCCGCGAUCGCCGCCGGGAUCCGAGCCGAUUCCUUGAGACCGCGAUGGGAUUUUACCGGGGCGUUCUACUUUGUCGGGACUGUGGUGUCAACUAUUGGUUUUGGCAUGACCACCCCGGCGACGGUGGCGGGGAAGGUGUUCCUGAUCUUCUACGGGAUGCUGGGCUGCGCGGGCACCAUCCUGUUCUUUAACCUCUUCCUGGAGCGCAUCAUCACGCUGCUGGCCGUGGUGAUGAAGGCGGUGCAGGAGCGGCGGCUGCAGCACAGCGGCAUCCUCCCGCCGGGCCUCCGCCGCGACUUCACCGAGAGCAGCCUGCCGGGCUGGAAGCCCUCCGUCUACUACGUGAUGCUGAUCCUGGGCCUGGCGGCCAUCGUGCUGUCCUGCUGCGCCUCGGCCAUGUACUCGCCCGUGGAGGGCUGGGCCUACGUGGACUCACUCUACUACUGCUUUGUCACCUUCAGCACCAUCGGCUUCGGCGACCUGGUGAGCAGCCAGAGCGCCGCCUACGAGAACCAGGGCCUCUACCGGCUGGCCAACUUCCUCUUCAUCCUGUUGGGCGUGUGCUGCAUCUACUCGCUCUUCAACGUCAUCUCCAUCGUCAUCAAGCAGGUGCUCAACUGGAUGCUCAGCAAGAUGAACUGCCUCUGCUGCCAGCGCUGCCACAAGGCAAGCGCCUUCCUGGGCCGCCGCAACGCCAUCCGGCCCGGCUCGCGGAUCCGCCAGGGCCGCUUCGCCCGGCCGCCCGACUCCGAGGGGCCCUACGACAGCGACGCCGACGGCCGCCGCCUCUCCGGGGAGAUGAUCUCCAUGCGGGAGCUGACCGCCUCCAACAAGGUCUCCCUGGCCAUCAUGCAGAAGCAGCUCUCCGAGUCGGCCAACGGCUUCCCCAGGACGGUGUGCGGGAGCUCGCGGCAGAACGGGUUCUCCGGGGGUGUGGGGGCCCUCGGCAUCAUGAACAACCGGCUGGCAGAGACCAGCGACAGCAGGUAG
This is a messenger RNA of Megalops cyprinoides (Indo-Pacific tarpon), 1684 nucleotides long. It is a transcript of the gene kcnk12, whose product is annotated as potassium channel, subfamily K, member 12. The record is from RefSeq and is a predicted model, not a curated record. Gene Ontology annotation, biological process: stabilization of membrane potential; potassium ion transmembrane transport. The coding region runs from base 452 to 1684 and encodes 410 amino acids. Gene Ontology annotation, molecular function: potassium ion leak channel activity. The transcript has 2 exons. Gene Ontology annotation, cellular component: membrane. Lineage: Eukaryota; Metazoa; Chordata; Actinopteri; Elopiformes; Megalopidae.